CAGCACCCUCUCGCUCGCUCGCGCUCCUCCCGAACUCCGCGAGUUUCUUUUCGGACUCGCCCCCCCCCCCCUCUCUAUUUUCCAUCUUAUUCGCGACGGUAGAAGAGGGAGCAAAUGGCAUCGAAGCUGCACCAGCUUCGGUCCAAGGCUGUUCAAACCUCAGAGUUUGUGGCCAAGCAUGGAUGCGCCUACUAUAAAGAGCUAAUGGAGAAAAACAAGAAAUAUGUUGUGGAUCCGCCCACCAUUGAGAAGUGCCAAGAACUGUCAAAACAGCUAUUUUACACACGUCUUGCCAGCAUUCCUGGCCGAUACGAGGCAUUCUGGAAGGAGCUUGAUGGUGUGAAGCACAUUUGGAGAAACAGGAAUGAGCUUAAGGUUGAGGACGCUGGCAUUGCAGCUCUGUUUGGGCUUGAGUUGUAUGCAUGGUUCUGUGUUGGUGAGAUCGCGGGAAGAGGAUUCACUUUCACUGGUUACUAUGUCUGAGCAAACAACUACCAUGAUUGAAACACCACUUUCAGGCUUAACUAUUUCAGAUUUACGGUCCUUGGGGUGAUUGAGUUUAUGACCUCAUUUUUUACAUGCAAAAUUUUGUCUUAUAAAUUUUUGAAGCUGGUGGUCAGCAAGACGGGCAUCAUCAACUUAAUAAUUUGUCGCCUUGCCUGUGUUCUGGGUGUUAUAUGAAUUGACUUCUCGUACAAUAUUUUAAUCUCUUACAUGAAAAGAAAUCUA
Molecule: messenger RNA, 729 nt
Organism: Phoenix dactylifera (date palm)
Lineage: Eukaryota; Viridiplantae; Streptophyta; Magnoliopsida; Arecales; Arecaceae
Biological process (GO): proton motive force-driven ATP synthesis
Molecular function (GO): proton transmembrane transporter activity
Source: RefSeq, a predicted model, not a curated record